Messenger RNA from Mytilus californianus (California mussel), 12182 nucleotides. RefSeq names its product hemicentin-1-like. Gene Ontology annotation, cellular component: plasma membrane; neuronal cell body; axon. Gene Ontology annotation, biological process: homophilic cell-cell adhesion; synapse organization. Lineage: Eukaryota; Metazoa; Mollusca; Bivalvia; Mytilida; Mytilidae. The record is from RefSeq and is a predicted model, not a curated record. The transcript has 63 exons. Gene Ontology annotation, molecular function: calcium ion binding; axon guidance receptor activity. Bases 230 to 11881 code for a protein of 3883 amino acids.
UCUACACAUACUUCAAAAGUACUUUAAAGUGGAUAUAGAUGGUAAAGAAGUGUUGAGCUAUUGUGACAUUGUGUUUAUGGAAAACACCUUUGAUGAGGAAUACAUUAAAAGAGAUUGUUACAAUGACACUAAUUGGAUUUUCAUAUAUUACUCUGUGACAACAUAUCUUGUAUAGAAACAAAGAUUUAUAACUGGAACUUUUCUGGAAAUUGUAUAGCUAACAAUUAAUAUGAAAAAUAAAUUUGCUACCUGUAUUUCAUUUUGGAUUAUUUUUGCUUUCACAUUUCACAUUGUGUAUUCUCAGAAUGAGGACAUUCCUGUUGGAUCAGCAUCCCUGGCUUUUGUUUUUGAUAUCACUGGAUCCAUGUAUGAUGAUCUAGUACAAGUUAUUGAGGGAGCAGAGAAAAUAAUGGCAAUGACAUUGGCUAGAACCAUCAACCCAUUGUAUAAUUAUAUACUGGUACCCUUCCAUGAUCCUGAUAUUGGUCCAGUUAUAGUUACCAGAGAUCCAGACGAAUUCAUCCAAGAAUUACAAGAUUUAUAUGUACAUGGUGGAGGAGAUUGUCCAGAGAUGAGUAUUGGUGCUAUUAAGGAGGCAUUAGAUACUGCUCUGCCCCAUUCGUAUAUCUACGUCUUCACUGAUGCACGCUCCAAAGAUCAUGUCCUCACAGAAGAUGUAUUGUCACUCAUACAACAGAAACAAAGCCAGAUUGUGUUUGUUAUGACUGGAGAUUGUGGUAAUCAUACUCAUGAUGGAUUUAUGGCUUAUGAGAAGAUUGCAUCUACUAGUUCUGGACAAGUAUUCUUACUGAAAAAGGAUCAGGUCAAUCAGGUACUUGAUUUUGUAACACUGACAGUACAAGCUCAGAAAGUAAACCUGAUGUCAGUGGAUUCUCCAAAGAAAGCUGUCAAUACAUACUUUAUUCCUGUGGAUAAUAAACUAAAGGAGCUGACAGUGUCUGUCAGUGGUGUCACACCAGAUAUAAAACUCUGGGCUCCUAGUCAAGAAAAUGAGUAUACUGAAUAUGAUGGUUUGAGAAAUUUACUUGAUUUGAAAAAGGUCAAAAUCCAGAAUGUAAGAGACCCUGUACCAGGAAAAUGGAAGUUGCAGGUAUCCAGCAACAGUUCUCAUACAGUCAGAGUUCGUGGACUGAGUUCUUCAAACUUCUUUCCAAGUUUCUCUCGUAGCACUACUCAGGACACUUCUUCAACAACAUUAAGGCCACUCAAAGGAAUAGAAUCCAGUACUAUAGUGAACACAACAGACAUAGAUCCACCUGCAGGCCUGUAUAGGAUGGAGUUUAUUGAUCUUCAGGGGAAGGUGUUAGCGGAAUAUCCAUUAAUAAGAAAUCCGUUAAUGGACAAUAUAUACACUGUUUCUCCAUUAAUUCCUCCCUAUACAUUCUUCUACAUCAAGGUGACUGGUGUAGAUGAUGAAGGGAAUACCUUACAGAGACUAACACCAACUGCCAUCAGUGCUAGAGAGGCCACUAGACCAGUGGUUUAUAUGUCUGACAUGACCAGAGGUUACUAUGAAGCAACAGCUUUCCUAACUUGUGAAGUUGUCAGUGAAGUACCUUUCUUAGUUCAAUGGUCACGAAGUGGGAAGUCACUUGGCAAUUUACAGCAGCAUAGACAUUCCAGUAAUGUAACUUUGGAGGUACCUAAUGCUACAGAGAAGUCAGAAGGACUGUACUUGUGUAAUGCUACAAAUAAAGCAGGAUGGAGAGCUACACAAACCUUUUUAGAUGUCAGUGAACCACCACCCAGCAUCACUCCACCUCAGAAUGCCUCAGUAGUACCAGGAGAGAAUGCUAUGCUUACUUGUUAUGUGUAUAGUACUGUGGACUUUAAUAUAUCAUGGUACAAAGUUGGCAGAAAUUCUAGGAUAAAAUCCAGUAAAAAGUUUAACAUUCUCAACAAUGGUUCACUCAUAGUCAGGGAUGUUAAGCCAACAGAUGAUGGAAAAUAUGUCUGUAGAGUAGGGAAUGAAGGUGGAUUUACAAAACAGAGUGUCUUCCUUAAUGUACAAGUACCCCCUGAAGUAACCGUAGAUCCAACAGAACAGAAUUUCCAAGUUGGUAGAAAAAUAUCAUUCAUGUGUGUUGCCAGUGGUAACCCUUCUCCAAGUUACUAUUGGUUACGAGAUGGUGAACUUUUGAUCCCUAACAACAGAAUAAAUAUAUCAGGGAAUGUAUUAUCGAUUGAGAAAUUGGUGAGAGAUGAUGAGGGUAGCUACCAUUGUUUAGCUAGGAAUGCGGCUGGAGAAAGUGUGGCCAUAGCUCAACUGAAUUAUAUUGAGAAACCAGAGAUUACACUUUAUGACAAAGAAUUAAUUGUAUCAGUUGGUGAUCCAGCUAUCCUAAAGUGUUCAUCCAAAGGGAUCCCACCACCUUUGAUCACCUGGAACAGGGGAGAUGUAGAGAUAACAGCUUUGUCCUAUGUUAAGUUAUCAAAAGAGGGACAGUUGACAAUCUUUGGCACACAGGAACAAGAUGCUGGCAUAUAUCGCUGUGUAGCUAGUAACAAUGCCGGCUCUACAUCUAUAACAACUCAACUAACUGUAGGAUCUGAAGCUAGAAUAACAGGACCACCUCUAAACACUGGAGCUGACAUAGGAACUAAUGCUACAUUGACAUGUAGAGCCUCUGGAAAACCACGUCCUACCAUAACAUGGCUGACAAAUGGAAAACCUGUCAAUGUUUUAGAAGAAAGAUUAAUACAGCUAGCUGGUGGAGAAUUGUUCAUACAAGGAGUCGUACCAGAAGAUGAAGGACGAUACACUUGUGUUGUCAAAAAUAUGUUUGGAACAAGAGAUCAUACUGCAUACCUUACUGUUACUGGAAUAAUGAGACCUGUGAUUGCAUACACUGUUCCAUACAUUGAUGUGAUCAAAGGAAAAAAUGUAACCUUGGACUGUGUUCUGGUACAAGGAAACCCAAAACCAACUGUUCAUUGGUUGGCCAGAGGUGAAGAGGUUAACACCAACAACCAUUUUGUGAUAGAAUCAGCCAGCAAAGUUCUGAUAACAAACAUACAGGAAGAACAUGAAGGAGACUAUACUUGUUUAGCUACUAAUGUUGCUGGUAAUUCCACAUCAGUUGUGUCCAUUAAUGUGCAAGUGCCUCCAAAGUUAAACACUGCAAGUCCAGAAAAUCAGCAAACAAAUUUUACAGUAGACCUUGGUUCUGGAGUUGUACUCCCUUGUGAAGUAGAAGGAGACCCUCUUCCUGAUAUCGUUUGGUUCAAAGAUGAAAUUCCAAUCUCUAUGACAGACCUGCACUUCUUCAUCACUCAGGAUGGAAGUUUAGAAAUAUUUAGCUCUGACACAACAGAUACUGGACAAUACAGAUGUCAAGCCUCUAAUGUUGUAGGGAAUAUAGAUAAAACUGUAUCACUCUUUGUUAGAGUUCCACCAACUAUAGAUGGUGAACAGAAUGUCGAACACACUGUACUAAAGGGUGAUACGUUGACAUUAAGUUGUACUGUCAACGGGAUACCAGAUCCUACUAUCCACUGGAGGAAAAACUUCAAGACGUUUAACCCUAAAUCGGGAAGAUUUGUUUUUGAUGAAUUUGGACUGACCAUAUCCAGAGUAAAAACAAGUGAUAAAGCAAUUUAUGAAUGUGUAGCUGACAAUGAGGCAGGGGAGACAACAAAGGUUAUAACAGUUAUUGUACACACACCUCCAACAAUUGCUAGUGGCGAUCCAUCCAAACUGACAGUUACUAAAGGUGUUUCUGUGACUCUAAACUGUGAAACGGAAGGUGAACCAAUGCCAACAGUCACAUGGAGAAAAGAUGGUCUCAUAAUAGAUGUGGAAUCUUAUAAAUAUCAGCUGACAGGGACUGGAUCCCUGACAAUACAUGAUGUAGGAGUACAAGAUGAUGGCCUUUUUAUUUGUCAGGCAGAGAAUGUGGCAGGGGAAGUCUCCAAAGAGUUUGAUUUAAAUGUUCAUGCUCCUCCAGAACUACCACAAGAUUUACCAGCUACAACAAAAGUAAUUGAAGGAGAAUCUGUGACAUUAGUAUGUCCUGCUGUUGGUACUCCUACACCUACCAUUACCUGGUAUAAAGAAAACAUACCUAUCAUAGAUCCAGUUAUCUUAUCAGACGGAUCUCUCAAUAUAUUAAUGGUAAAAUCUUCUGACGAAGGAUCAUACAGAUGUCAGGCAACAAAUAAAGCUGGAUAUGUUGAAAGAAAUGUCACACUUGAUGUACAUGUAAAGCCAAAUAUAAUAGACAGUGGUUCAAUUGGUCCAGAUAGUAGAAAUCCAAAUGUUAUACUCCAUGAUAAUAUAACCUUGACCUGUUCUGUGGAAGGAGAUCCCCUUCCUUUAAUCACAUGGUACAAAGAUGGCCAACAGAUUGAUGAUUUUUAUACUAUAUCAGAUGAUGGUUUGAUGUUGACCAUAACCAAUGCAAGGAUUAGGGAUGAUGGAAGAUUUAAAUGUGUAGCUAGAAAUGUAGCAGGAGAGACUGAUGUAACCUUUGACCUCAAUGUUCAUGUUCCACCAUAUGUUGACACCACAGCUGUAUCACCAGAUCACAUGACAACCAUACAGAAUACACCAUUGGUCAUAAAUUGUCCAAUUAGUGGUGUUCCAACACCAAAUAUCACAUGGUACAAAGAUGGUGAUAUUAUUUCUUCCAGUAGUCAUGUGACUAUUUCAACAAAUGGAAGAAGACUGACUGUGACAGAUACAAAGGUAGACGACUCUGGGAGUUACAAGUGUGUUGGAGAGAAUACAGCAGGGACUGAAGAAGAAACUUUUUUUGUAAAAGUCAAUGUUUCUCCAACUGUUGAGAAGGCAGGAGAAGUAGAAAGCACCGAAGUCAUACAUGGAAAAACUUUAAGAAUGAGAUGUCCUGCCAGUGGGAUUCCUCCUCCAAAAAUAACAUGGUUUAUAAAUAACAAAGCCAUUAGAAAUAACACAGAAAGGUUGUCCCUCUCGGAGGAUGGAUGGACGCUAGAGAUCAGUAAUAUAAAGGAAACUGAUGCCAAUAGAUAUACCUGUAAAGCUGAAAACACGGCUGGGCAGAGUGAAAAGGUUUUUGAUGUCAAUGUGUUAUUGCCUUCAAAGAUUAUCAAGGAGAGAUUAGAGAGGAACCAUAAAGUGAUAUUGAAUAACCCUUUCACUCUUGCAUGUCCUGCUCAGGGAAAUCCCCUGCCUGCUAUCACAUGGUAUAAAAAUGGGCAAGUGAUCAACUUUACUAAUAGCCAGUCAUACCUUGUCAACUCUGAGGGGAGGGAAUUAUAUAUUUUAUCUUCAAGUGAAAGAGACUCCGCUGUAUUUAGAUGUCAAGCCUCAAACAAAGCUGGGGAUGAUUACAUUGACUUCAGUAUCAAAGUUUUGUUACCUGCCAGAGUCAAUAUGACUGGAAUAGACACCAAACCAAUAGUUAUAUCUGGUGAUCCUCUGACACUGAUAUGUCCUGGUGUGGGUAUACCUAAACCUAAUAUUACUUGGUAUAAGGAUGGUAGUUUGUUGUCAGAGGAUACAGAUCACCUUUUCAUUGAUGUUGUUGAUGUUAAAGAUGCAGGCAUGUACAAGUGUGUUGUUCAAAAUGAGGCUGGACAGUCAGCGGUCAGAUUUAAUGUUAAAGUUCAAGUUCCACCUAAUAUUGACGAAAAAGGAAUCAAUAAGAAUCCUGAAGUGGUAACAGGUGACUCUCAUACACUCUUUUGUCCAGCAAGAGGUAGACCACCACCCGAUGUCAUUUGGUAUAAAAAUGAUCAAAUAAUUGACUUAAAAUCAGAUUCAAACCUUGUAUUGAAAUCUCGGGGGAGACAACUCUACUUUAAGGAAGUUCAAGUGAAGGAUGAUGGUGUAUAUAAAUGCUUGGCUGUGAAUGAAGCUGGAAGUACCGAGCAGGAAUAUCAUUUGGAUGUAUUAGUACCUCCAUCUAUUGAUGAUUCAGCUAAUAAUGACAUUACCAAAGUUGUAUCAGGUCAUUCAACCGUACUGAAUUGUCCUGCAUCUGGUACCCCUGUUCCUGUUAUUGAAUGGUAUAAAGAUGGAUGGUUAUUGGUCAACAGUAACCAUAUAUUGACAGAGAACAAUGGACGACAACUUAAGAUCAUAAAUACCACAGUGGAAGACUCAGGGAAUUAUACAUGUACAGCAACAAAUACUGCAGGGAAAACAGAACAAGAUAUGACUCUACUUGUGCUUGUUCCACCUUCCAUUGAUGAGUCCAAUGUCAUCUAUAACCCUAAAGUACGUGUGAAUCGUACUGUGCUGUUAGACUGUCCUAUAGAGGGUGUACCAUUACCUGAUGUCACAUGGUCAUUUAACAACAUCCCAUUGGUGGAGACUGAAAGGCAUCAGCUACUUCGUAAUAAUAGACAAGUAAAGAUAAGACAGGCUCAAAUCCGUGAUAGUGGCACUUAUACAUGUCAAGCAGUGAAUGAGGCAGGAAGUCUGAAUAAAAACUUCAAACUGACUGUUCAGUUGCCAUCUGCAAUAGAUAGAGGUAAUUUACAGACGGAAUUCUCCAUCAUUGAGAACCAGACAGUACAUAUAGAUUGUCCUGUGUCUGGUUUUCCUACACCUUCUAUUAUUUGGUUGAAAGACAAGAUACCAUUCUUUGACUUUCCAUAUCAAGAUUUAAAGGUGCUGAAUCAAGACCAGAGGUUAGUGGUCAGUAAUGCUAAAGUGGAGGAUGCUGGGAAAUAUACAUGCAAAGCUACCAAUGUGGCUGGAUCUGACAAACAGCAUUUCAAUCUAGAAGUGAGAGUGCCCCCUGUAAUGGAUGGACAGAGAACAGUAACAGAGUCAUCAGUCAUUGUCAGAAAUCCUGUAAACUUACAAUGUCUUGUCAAUGGUAUACCAAGACCAGAUAUCACAUGGCUGAAGGAAAAUAAACCACUAGAUCUGUCUGAAUACCCACAUAUUAGGAUAAUGACAGAAGGGCAGGUUCUUCAGUUUAUUGGUAGUCAAGUUGAUGACAAAGGAAGAUACACAUGUAGGGCAAAUAACUCAGCUGGUAUAUCAGAGAAAUACUUUGAUCUAACUGUUCUUGUUCCACCGAAAGUAAAUGGUUCUGAUUCCAUACAGAAGGAGGAAGUAACAAUAAAUCAUCAACAUGUCUUGGAUUGUCCUGCCAGUGGUGUCCCACCUCCAAAAUUAACAUGGAAAUACCGUGGGGAUGUUAUACCAGAAUAUGGUUCUCCAUCUCACAGGAUCUUAAAUAAUGGGAGACAGCUUUUGUUUAUUAAUACACAGUUGUAUGAUGCAGGAUUCUAUAGUUGUAUUAUCAGUAAUGUGGCAGGAAACACAAGUCUGGAUUUCCAGGUUGAAGUUCAAGUGCCACCUACCAUUAGAGAAGGACAAAGACAUGUUGCCAGUGUUGUUAACACAAGAGUUAGGUUGCCUUGUGAAUCAGAUGGCCUACCCAAACCAGUUGUUACAUGGGAAAAGAACGGUCAACCAUUCCCCACUACUGGAUUACGUCAUACCAUGCAGGAACAAGGAACUAUAGAAUUUGUAUCAGUCCAAUUAGAGGACGCUGGAGAUUAUACUUGUCAUGCUUCUAACCCAGCAGGGAAUGCUACAAGACAUGUUAGUCUGGCUGUACAGGUAAGGCCAAAGAUGAGAAAUCAGGAUCCAGUUGAAUUAUCUGUGGUGGUGGGACAAAGUGUAGAACUACCUUGUGAUGUAGAAGCCUAUCCUCCACCUAGGAUAAUGUGGCAGAAAGGAGCUUCCAUACUUGCAGAGUAUCCUGAGACUAUCCAGUCAUCUAAUUCUAAUUACCAGAUAAUAGAUAAUUCAACCCUGAGAAUGCUGAAGACUGAUAUAAGCGACUCAGGAAUUUACAUCUGUAUAGCUCGUAACAAUGCUGGCACAGCUAUUGGUCAGGUCAGGUUACAAGUAUCAGUGCCUCCAAAGAUAUCAUCCAGUAGGACAGUAUUCACGGUUUCUCAAGGCCGAGAUAUUGUUUUACUAUGUAAUAAUAUUGGUACUCCGGAACCAAAAAUAACAUGGGAGAAGGAUGGUAUUGAAAUAUCUAAUGCUGAUUACCAUUAUAGAGUGCUGAGAUCAGGUCAACUAGCUAUACCAUAUUCUAGACCAGAAGAUGCUGGUUCCUACACCUGUAAGGCUGUAAACAAAGCAGGAGAGGACAGUAUAAAGAUGGAGUUAGUAGUUCAAGUUCCUCCUACUAUCAACAGAAACAACAACCUACUCACAUCUACAGUUGGACGGUCAUUAAACAUACCAUGUGACACUAGUGGAAUACCACCACCAGUAAUAACAUGGUUGAAAGAUUCUAGACAGAUUAUCCCAGACAAUACAAAAUACACAGUUGAUAUCAAUGGGACACUUGCAAUUUUAGAUCUACAGGCAGGUGAUACAGGAAGUUAUACAUGUAUGGCCAGAAAUGUAGCAGGACGUGAUUUAUAUGACAGAACACUUAGAGUACAAGUUCCUCCAUCAAUUCGACAGUCACCUCUAAACAAGGAAGUUGUUUUAAAUGGAAGAUUUAUUUUGAAAUGUGGAGCCACUGGAAUCCCUGUACCUACUAUAACAUGGACAAGGAAUGGGGAACCAGUCCAAAAUAGACCAAGUUAUCAUGGAAGGAGUAGACUUAUUAUCAGGAAUGCUAUUAAACAAGAUGCUGGAAUGUACACAUGCAUUGCCAAAAAUCCAGCUGGAAUGGAUACAGCUUCAGUAUCAGUAGUUAUGAAAGUGCCACCAAGAGUUAUUGUCCCUGAUAGUAACAGAGUUGUGACAGUGGCAGAGACAGUUAUAUUAUCCUGUUCUGUAGGAGGUGACCCUCUACCAGAUAUCUAUUGGACAAAGAAUGGACGUUCAAUACAACUGGGGGAUAGGAUACAACAAUUAGCAAAUGGAUCCCUUGUCAUCUUUGACUCUACAAGUUCUGAUGCUGGUGAUUAUAAAUGUGUAGCUACAAAUGAAGCUGGGUCAUCAGAAGGAGUGGCAACACUAUCAGUCCAUGAACCACCAAAGUUUAAGAUAGAACCUACUAAUACUACUGUGAUAGAAGGAGAUGUUAUGACAAUGGACUGUGUGGCUGAAGGAGAACCCCAGCCUAUUGUAACCUGGCAAAGGGGAUGGACAGAGAUAGUCCCAGGGGGCAGAAUAGUCAUUCUUCCCAAUAAUUCUUUGAGAAUAUUAUCAGCUGAGUUGUCUGAUACAGGAUUAUAUAGAUGUAAAGCCAGUAAUUCAUUAGGGAAGACACUUAUAGAGGCAGCUUUGACAGUAAUGGUGCAUGGUCAAUAUUCUGAUUGGUCAGAUUGGAGUUCCUGUAGUAAAAGUUGUGGAACAGGAAACCAGUUAAGGACCAGAGAGUGUAACAAUCCUCCACCUACAAAUGGUGGAAGGUUUUGUCAGGGACCUUCACGAGAUACUAGGACAUGUGUAGUUACAGAAUGUCCAGUACCAGGAGAUUGGAGUGAGUGGGGUUUAUGGUCAGAAUGUUCCACUACAUGUGAUGAGGGAGUUCAGGAGAGACAUCGUGUAUGUAACAUUCCAUUAUUUGGUGGACUGCCAUGUGUUGGAGAUAGAGAUCAGGUUGUAAAGUGCAGUGUUCAACCUUGCUAUAGAAUCCCACAAAGAGGAGAAGGUAAUCUGGUUGGUUAUAUAAACAAUAUAGAUCUUACUGAAGGCAGGAUAACAGCUUUAGCCACACCUACAACUGAUGGAACUUAUAUUAAUGCUACAAUAGACAAUAUACCUCCGGAAAUAUCUGGUCAUUUUCAACACUUAAUAUCAGUACUGAAUCCAAUAUACUGGACCCUGUCACAGGAAGUAGGAGGUGCAAGUAAUGGCUUCAGAUUGACAGAUGGAAAAUAUAACAGGGAAACUCAAGUACAGUUUGCAACAGGUGAUAUAUUAAAGAUGAAUCAUUAUGUGACAGGGGUAGAUAGGAAUGGCGUUUUACAGUUUGACAUAAUAGUCAGUGGAUCUGUGCCUGAACUGCCUGUGGAUAGUGAUGUUUAUCUGUACCCAUAUACAGAAGAUUAUAUCCAGACAGGACCAACCAGCCUGUAUUCCCAUUCAUCAAGGCUGAUGAGAGUAAAUGGUCACAUGCUACCUUAUGCGUGGAAUCAUACCAUAUCAUAUGACCAGUCACAUGGUGUCAUGCCAUAUUUAGUAGAGAAACUAACUACCAAAGAUAUCAAUAUCAAAAUGGACCCAGAUAGACAACAGCUUAUGUUUACAUUUACUUCACAGAUAUCACCAGGUACACAAAGUAACCAGUGUCCUAAAGGUUUCCUAUUGAACAAUGGAGGAUCAUUCUGCACAGAUGAAGAUGAAUGUUUGAACAUACAACCAUGUUCCCAUUAUUGCCACAAUUCUCCUGCAAGUUUUUCUUGUUCAUGUAAUCCUGGUUAUUCAUUGGAGAGAGAUGGUCAUACUUGUACAGAUAUAGAUGAAUGUGAUAAUAACAAUGGAGGCUGUGACCUUGACAAUGAAUGUAUCAAUAUUGCCGGAUCAUUUAUUUGUGCGGUCAUGUGUAAAGAUGGUUACAGACGAUCUGGUGAUGGACAAAAAUGUAUUGACAAAGAUGAAUGUAGAGAGACACCAGAAGUAUGUGGACAUAACUGUCAGAAUAUACCUGGGGGUUAUACCUGUUCAUGUAGUGAUGGAUUUCAACUUAAAAGUGAUCAGAGUGGUAGAUGCACAGAUGUAAAUGAGUGUAGGACAGGCCAGUCAUCAUGUUCCCAUAUCUGUAGAAACACCAUAGGAUCCUACACAUGUGCUUGUCCAGCAGGGUUCAGACUGUAUAGGAAGUACUUGUGUGAAGAUAUAGAUGAAUGCAGAGAGAGAGCAGAUGAAUGUGGAAUAGAUCAGGAUUGUAUCAACACCAGAGGGAGCUAUCAAUGUAAGACAAGGUGUUCACUCGGCCUUCAACAGCAGACAGAUGGUUCUUGUAUAGAUAUUAAUGAAUGUUUGACAAACCAACACAGGUGUUACUCUAACCAAAGAUGUAUCAAUACUGAAGGGAGCUACUACUGUCAGUGUCAGCAUGGAUAUAGGUCUACGGGACCAGGUCAACCUUGUUUAGAUAUAGAUGAAUGUAGAGAAUUUCCAGGAGUUUGUUCAUAUCAGUGUUGGAACUCAAAUGGAGACUUUGAGUGUAUAUGUCCUCCUGGUCAGAAACAGUUGGCUGACCGAAAGUCAUGUGCUGGCUUGGAGUUCCUAGAACCCAGCCAACCGUCUGUUAGAUUUAAGAGACAAGCCUGUCCUGUAGGAAUGAGACAUGUCCCAACAUGGAAUAAAUGUAUUGAUAUGAAUGAAUGUAUGGAAGAUGUAGGUGUUUGUCAACAUAACUGUACGAAUACUGUAGGAAGUUUUCAUUGUAACUGUCCAUUAGGAUAUAAAGUAGCUAGGGAUGGUAGAAAAUGUACAGAUAUUAAUGAAUGUAUUGAACAGAACAUACAAUGUGGAGACGAAAGAAUGUGUUUUAAUCAGAGAGGAGAUUUUUCAUGCAUAGAUACUCCUUGUCCUAGAACUUACAGAAGAGACCCUCUUACCAAUCAUUGUGUGUUAGAGUGUGUGGAUUCAACCAUACCAUGUCCACCGUAUGCCAAGUUUGCUGAUGUUAUAGAAUUUCGUACAUUGGCACUACCAAGUGGAUUUUUAGCACAUCAAGAUCUAAUACGACUUACAGCAUAUGAUCAUCAAAAUGUUAAAUUGUUAUCAAACUUUACAAUCAUUGAAAACGAUCCAAAAAUAGAUUACCAUUUACGACCAGAUGGAGGGAGUGGGAUCGUAUUUACUUUACAACCAUUGGUUGAAAAGACAACAUACAAGAUAAAAGUGAGUGCCCGGUCAUAUGAUGACAAUAGAAACUCUUUAAGAUAUCAGACAACUUUUAUUAUCCAUAUAUCUGUGUCAGCUUAUCCUUAUUAAGUAUGUGUAACAGUUAAUAUGAGGAUUAUUUUAAGUUUUUGUAAACAAACAAAAGAACUUUGAAAGUAUGUUAUGGUUUUUCUAAUAUAAUACAAGCAAAUAAGUAUUAACAGCAUAUCAAAGGGGACAUAGCACUUAAUCGAUUUGAAAGUUUCAGUUCAUGUGCAAUGGUAACAUACAAGAGAAAAAUUUAGGCACACCAAAAAUUAUUUGCAUCUUUUUUUGAUGCUCAUUACAAAAGUUGUGAUAUUCUCAAUUGUAAUAAAAUUACAUUUAUAUAUAAACUGACUUAUGCAUGUUA